ACGUAACGUCGCGGCGUCGGCUGGGAGCAGCGGGUGACAGCAGCGGAUCAGGGCCGAAGAUAAACAAAACAAAACGGACGGAAAAGAGCGAAAACCCCGCGGAGCUCUGCGCCGAUUUCCCCCCCGCGUCAUGCGUAACGAUGUUCUGACGCGUCUCCACUUCCGCUAACGCAGCCACGUGACGGCGCGCACCUGUGAGGCCAAACGGGGUCACCGAGCUAACGCUUGCUAGCUUAGCAGGCUAGCUACCUGGAGCAGCCAUGUCGUCCCCCUCGUCCUCCUCCAGGCGCCAGUGGUGCUACCUGUGCGACCUGCCCAAGAUGCCCUGGACCGUGGUGUGGGACUUCAGCGAGGUGGUGUGCCGCGGCUGCGUCAACUACGAGGGGGCGAACCAGAUCGAGUUCCUCAUCGCGAGCGCCCGGCAGCUGAAGCGCAGCCACGGGAUGCAGGACGGCAGCGUCAGGUCGCCCGGUCCCUCGCCCAACAAGCACGGCUCCACCGGGAGGGGGGAGGCGGCGGGAGACGGGGGCAGGCCCCAUGCGGACCGCUUCGACCGGGGGGGCAGAGCAGAGGGCGCCGCUGUUCGCGUGCCGCCCAACGGGCUGCACCGCGACGGGCAGCCGCCUCCCGAGCUGAACCGCCAGAGCCCCAGCGGCAGCCGGAGACCCAUGCUGGGGGCUGCCAUCCCUCCCAGUCUGGUGACGAGCAUCGCAGGGAUCCCCCACGGGCUACUCGCGGGCAUGCCGACUGGUCUCACCGCCAGGACAGCCCCCAUGAGCAGCACCAUGAUCUUCCCCGCCCCGGUGCUGGCCGAGAUGAGCCGCAGGCAGCUGGGUAUAGGGAUGGGGAUCGCCCCCUUCAUCACCCCGGAGCUGGAGCGGGAGCUCAGCUCGUCUCAGAAUCAGCCCAAGACCCAGACCCAGGUCCACACUGUGGCCGGCAGCAGCAAGAGCGCCGGCCUCCCCACCUCCUCGUCCUCCUCCAUGGCGGGAGGUGUGAGCCAGACAAGCCCCAAGCCGGCUUCGUCUCCAGCCAGGCAGCCGCGCCCCCUCACCUCCAGGUCCGGUGCGGAGCUCCUGGGCUCCAGCUCCUCAGCAGAGGCGGCCACCACGGCUGCGGCGCUACCCCACAGCGGAGCCUCUGAGCUGGGAUCAGCGACCACCAGCGGCACCCUCUCUACAGGAAACACCCUGUCCUGCACCUUGUGUCAUGAGAGGCUGGAGGACACACACUUUGUCCAGUGUCCAUCAGUGCCAGCCCACAGGUUCUGCUUCCCGUGCACCAGGGUGUACAUCCAGAGCCGGAGGGGAGACGGGGAGGUGUACUGCCCCAGUGGAGAGCGCUGUCCGCUGGAUAACUCUCCCAACAGCCCCCCUUGGGCCUUCAUGCAGGGAGAGGUCUCCACGAUACUGGGCACUGGUGGAGCAGGCCCUGCAGCAGCUCCUGCACCUGGAGCCGGGUCAGGGCCCGGACCUGCUCCUGCCAAUACGUCCGGGCCAGGGAGCGGAGGCGGAUCUGGGAACGGAGACAUCGCUGUUAAGAAAGAGAGAGAGACGUGAUGGGGAUUUCCAUUGAAGCCAAGACCCAACACAGCAACAGGCAGAGUCGUAUCCCACACCACGAGGAGAAGGCUGAUCUGCACCUCAGACAUCCAGAGGAGUAAACACAGCGACUCACAGUAAAACUCCACUACACAGGUCUAAUCUCCACCUACUCACACAACCCCCACCCACUUGUUCAGACUGGAGUUGCAUAGGCUGCCUUCACAAAUUGUCAUUACUGCUUUUUAUUUUUGUUUUUAAUUAUCUAAACAAAGGUCGACUUCGCCAACUUCUAAUGUAAAUUCAGGCAUUCUGAUAUAAUGAGAAUGUGAAAUCAAUUGUCUCGGUGCAUCCUGGACGGCCGGAGCCCCCCCCCCCCCCCUCUGGAAAAACAGCACAGAUCUUUAUCAAGACAGUGAAUGUGUGACUGAGUAUAUCCAUUCAUCACCAUCCCAUAUUCUGGACCAAUCAACAACUGAGCAGUGGCUACUUGUGUAGAGUUCACAGUGGCUGGUUCCAACAGGUGAUUGACUUCACCAGCUUUCAGCAAGAUGUCCCACUUUUCUACAAAGAAAGCAAAAUCUUCCAGAUGCACUUUAAUAAGCAAACAUCAACACAACAGAGCUGAAUGUCUCAAUUUGUCUCCCUAUGGCCACACAUUCAUUAAUCUGUCCUGGUUUUCACAAACUGGAAGCUGUUUGUGUGAGAGGCGUUCACAUGUGGAUUUGACUCGCUGGAGUUCAGGAGGCAGGAUGUUAAUGUCAUGGAUGUGUCUGCUCGCCGGCUGUGAUUUCUUUAGACGAUCCUCUGCUCUAUUCAAACAACCGACUCGAUCAGACAUUAGAUGUUAUGCUCUGUGACCUUUGCUUUGAUGCGUCCACCUCCUCCAGGUUAUGUCUAGAAAGGUUCAGGGCGUUAGUGCAUGUGUCAAAGAAGCCCUGAGCUGGGAUUGAUUUUAUCUGCUCAUGGUAGCUAGCUCUAACUGCGUCCUGUAGCUUGUUGGGGAUAUUUUCUGUUUCAUAUAACCCUUCCCACACUCGCACUAAGUAGCCCCUGUCCAGUGUUAGUUGUUAACGGUUCAUUCAAUAUUGUGUUUGCACGAGAAAGCACAAAAUCGUCAUUGGUUCCAACACGAACAUUACAAAUGCAGUAGCCCCGGUUGUUGUGUAUCCUCGUUAAUGAACAAACUGGCCUAAGGAUCUGUCUAAGACAAAAAAGACAUUAUUUUAAACAUUUGUGCUUAAUUGACAAGAAAUUGACAGCAGUGACAGCAGCGUGUAUCUGAAACACAGAUAAGACUGAAUCAAUGUCCUGGUGUAUUUUUCAAACUAAUUGAAAAGAAAGAACUCCACGAAAACACGAGCUGCUCGUGCAAACCCACUCGAGCUGGGGACAGGAAAGCCAGUUUCUCUCUGGGUUGUUUUUAUCGUCCACUUUAAGCGAAGCUGACUUUGACCCAGAGAGACGAGAAUGUUUGCUGAGCAGAAACAAGCGGUUUGUGUGUCUGAGCAUCGAGCAGCAACACAAACUCUGUGUUUCAUACACGAUGCAACCCAGCGUACGCUGUACCCCGAAUGUAUAUGAAGAUAUCUAUUGAUAGACCUAGGACUAUAUUUUUUACUAGAAUAUUAAAUGUUCUAAACUGUAUAGACCCAUAAUAGUAUGUAUGUGCAAUCCUUAGUCAUGGUAUAUGCAACAGUUUGGAAAAUGUAAUUAAAGACGACUGCGUCUCAUUUCUUAAACCCUUUGUUUUUUAAAGGGAGAACCCACCUACAACGAUUUAAUACCCGUUUCUCUCAAACAAGAAAACUUCUAUUGAAUCACUAUUCAUAAGAACAUUUGAACUUUUAAUCUUAGACAAAGUUUGUUUAGUUUGCUUUCCUUUCAUACUUAAUAAUUACAGAUGUUCCACUACCAUUUUUCCUUUCCUGAUACCGAUUCUGAUACUUCAAAAUGUAUAUAUAUAUAUAUAUACAUACAAAAUGUACUUUAACAGCUGUAUGUUUAUAACCAAGAACGAAAAAAUCACACAGAUGAGUAAAUAUAGGAAUUACUUGCUUUGAAUAUCUGGUAAAGUGCACUUCCACCUUGGAAUAUUUCCAAAUUGUUGACAUAUUAUCUCGCUCCACUACAUCACUGGAAAUCAAUUCCUCUCGCAGCUCAAAAACAUUUCAGCGAACAAGUCUUCUAAUCCUAUUUGUCACAUUAAAAUAGACAAAUUACACUUUAAAUAAUUUCCUAAAUUGAACAAUCCACCAGUUAAGUCUCCACAUAUUACCAGGGAUUAGUUUUUUGGUGGUUUCUCUCUUUAUGUGUGCGUGUACUCGCCCGUACACACACAAACCAAAGGUCAUUUUAUGUCCAACCGGAUGUUUCUGGAUGUAAAUGUUUUAUGAUAAGAUUUAUAUAUAUUGCUAUAUUUCUUGGCCAGGUCGUCACUGGCUCCCUUCAUCAAGCCGGUAGAGUACACAGGCGGAUGCAGGUCCACUGUUCCUGUGGGAGUUUACAUGUAAGAGUCUACAGUAUUGAACAGAAACCUAAUCUAGGCCUUCGAUACUGAGAGAAUCUCCCACUGAGGAGGUGUGUCCUCCAGAAAUGUCCUUUGAAGAAGUGGAAUUUAAGUUUAAUAUGCACUGAUACAUCAUGCAAUCCCUUGUUAAGUGCCUUUUUUAAAUGUUUACCGUCUGUGUGUGUGUGUGUCUCUGUAUAUGUGUGUGCGUGUGUGUGUGUGUGUCUGGGAACCUCAGGGGAAGUAGAGUGCAAUGGCUUUUUUAUUGUCUCGUCAAUGAUUAACCUGAAUCUGUUUCCCUUCAAUCGCCAUAAGACGGCUUUUGCUUUUAUCAGAAGCCUUUGUAAAAGUAUGAAGGCCGUCCUUUGUUUGGAUAUGGUCUCUUUAUCUCUCUCUCUCUCUCUCUCUUUCUGUUUCUUUUCAUUUGAUAUUUUUAGAUCUGUUGGUUUUAUUGUAGCUUCAUGUACAAAAUAGAAACCAGGAAUAAAUGGGAUGGAAACUUG
Platichthys flesus (European flounder) is the source of this 4553-nucleotide messenger RNA. It is a transcript of the gene irf2bp1, whose product is annotated as interferon regulatory factor 2 binding protein 1. Gene Ontology annotation, biological process: regulation of transcription by RNA polymerase II. The transcript has 3 exons. Gene Ontology annotation, molecular function: transcription corepressor activity. Lineage: Eukaryota; Metazoa; Chordata; Actinopteri; Pleuronectiformes; Pleuronectidae. The record is from RefSeq and is a predicted model, not a curated record. Gene Ontology annotation, cellular component: nucleus. Bases 261 to 1559 code for a protein of 432 amino acids.